CGCGCCGUAUUUCCCUGGCUUGGCUAACUGAUCGUACGGUGUUCCGUCCAGUCGAGCUCAAACGGCGGCCUGUGCGGGUGGGCUGGAUGGACGGAAUAAAGACGCUGUAUAUUGCUGUUGAUUUCGUUACAUAGACUGCAGUCAUACCGGCCCUGAUGAUCGUCUCAUUCAUUUUGUCCGCGCUGCUGGCGGCCUCGGUUAAAGCAGAUUUCUUCCAGUUCGACAGCAUCUCUAAUGUUUCCACCUACUACUUCAAUUACCUCUACUGUCAUGUCUGGGAGGGAGAGUGUCAGCCGAACCAGGACGAUGCGAGCCAGCAAGUGCCUACUGGGGACAUUUGGUCCUGGUUUUCUCAAGAUUACGUGGGCAUGAUGACCGCUUGGUACUGCAGCCUGGGACAGUGUUGUGAUUCAGGCGACUGCAGAAUUACUAAUAACCUCACAGGUCUUGAGCGAGAUCUACAGCUAAAGCUUCAUGGGCAGCACCUGGCUCAGUCUGUGGUUCUAAAAGCUAUUCAAGGCUUUAUCAAUAACCCAGAGUCCAACAAGCCCCUGACCCUCUCUUUCCAUGGCUGGUCCGGCACGGGCAAAAACUUUGUGGCCCGGAUGGUUGCGGAUAACCUGUACCGGGAUGGAGUGAAGAGCGAGUGUGUGCGUCUGUUCAUUGCCCCGUUCCACUUUCCACAUACAAGACUGGUGGACGUGUACAAGGGCCAACUGAGGGAGGCAAUCAGAGACAUGGUACUCCGCUGCCCACAGACUCUCUUCAUCUUUGACGAGGCAGAGAAAUUGCACCCUGGGCUUAUAGAUGCGAUCAAACCCUACAUGGACCACUAUGAUAAUGUUGAUGGGGUCAGCUACAGGAGAGCCAUAUUCCUGUUCCUCAGCAAUAUUGGUGGUGCUGCUAUCAAUGAAGUAGCUCUGGACUUUUGGCACUCAGGACAGAACAGAGAAGAUAUUGGUAUGGAGGAUUUGGAACAUCGAUUACGAUCAGAAUCCAUAGAUGCUGAAGGAGGAUUUGCCCAGAGUGAGCUCAUGUCAGGUCACCUGAUCGACUUCUUUGUGCCAUUCUUGCCGCUGGAGUAUCGUCAUGUGAAGCUGUGCGCUCGGGAUGCGUAUGCUGCUCGUGGCGUAGAACCUGACGAGGCUACUCUGGAUGAGGUGGCUAAAGCCAUGCUGUAUGAGCCCAAAGAGGAGAAGCUCUUCUCUGCAAAGGGCUGCAAAUCCAUCCCUCAGCGGAUCAAUUUCUUUUUACCUUAACAGACUAACAUAGUCACUAACUUCACAUAAACAACUAUGGCAUACUUGAAAGCUGAAGUCUGUUGAGAAAGAACUAGGAUCGUAAUCUGCUGUUUAUUUAGUAUAUCAGGUACAUAUCAGAGAACAUGCAGCAUGAGGUUAAUCAUCUCAUACUGAGAUACAAUAUUGAUGAAAUUGGUGCUUGUCACCACUGAGCCCUGCAAUGACUUUUGUAACUGAAAUAACUUCUGUAUACUUAUACGUAACGCCUAGUACUUACACAUAACUACGUUAGAUCUUUUUCCACCAAUUUUCCAAGUUUACCUGAACCUUAACUGAAUGUCUAUUCUUUUAUGUUUCGUUGCAUGUUUAUUUAAUUUGCCUUUUUCCACUUGUCAAUGCAGUACAUGGAAUCUUUUAGUUGCUUUUUUGCCAUUUGUAACUUUAAUGUGCUGAUGUGUAUUUUAUGUGAGCCAGUACAGAGACUAUGGAGGCAGAACAAAUCAUUUUAAUGUUUAUAAAGUAUAACAAAAAGAUCAACAUUGCGAUUAACCACUUACCAGCAUUGCUAUCGUUGUCUCCAUUUUAGCUUUUCCAGCCUGUGUCUUGAAAAAUUCUUAAAACUGCUAUAAAAAAGGAAAAAAAUACAGCGCCUGUAACACUGUAACACCUGUGGGGAGGUGUUAUACUCUUUGCAUCUUUAACGUUUUUCAUUUGAAUUUGCACUUUUGUUGUGAUGUAACAUUGUUUUCUUUUUUUGGUAAGAAGCUGCAUGGCAGUGUUUGCAUUGUCAUUAAUUAAAUAUGCUGGAAAGAUGUGUAACUUGGAUAUUCUAAAUGAAAGUGUAUUAACCUUUUUAGGAAUUUUGGUUAUGAUAUGCAGCAAGCAUCUUCUUGAGGAAUUAAUUUAAAAUAUUUUCAUUUGCAUGCUGUUUUGUUAAAAUAAUGUUAUAAGUUCAAUAAUACUGUAUAAUUCAAGGCUUUGUUGACAUCUGAUCUUAAUGAGGUUAUCAUUGUUAUGUGAUUUUUUUAAAACGCUGUUUAAGUCUGAGACCUUUGUGUCAGUAUCAUUUUCUCCAUGUUAAGUAAGUCACCAGCUGAAAGUGCUAAACCUUUUGUGAAGAGUUCAAUUUUAACUGAUACAUAUAAUAUAACUCUUUUUGAGACUUGAAA
Molecule: messenger RNA, 2410 nt
Organism: Pygocentrus nattereri (red-bellied piranha)
Lineage: Eukaryota; Metazoa; Chordata; Actinopteri; Characiformes; Serrasalmidae
Gene: tor3a
Product: torsin family 3, member A
Exons: 6
Coding region: 156-1259 (367 amino acids)
Cellular component (GO): endoplasmic reticulum lumen; nuclear envelope
Molecular function (GO): ATP hydrolysis activity; ATP binding
Source: RefSeq, a predicted model, not a curated record